Messenger RNA from Malania oleifera, 3370 nucleotides. RefSeq names its product S-type anion channel SLAH2-like. The coding region runs from base 1232 to 3097 and encodes 621 amino acids. Lineage: Eukaryota; Viridiplantae; Streptophyta; Magnoliopsida; Santalales; Ximeniaceae. The transcript has 6 exons. Gene Ontology annotation, biological process: transmembrane transport; intracellular monoatomic ion homeostasis. Gene Ontology annotation, molecular function: voltage-gated monoatomic anion channel activity. The record is from RefSeq and is a predicted model, not a curated record. Gene Ontology annotation, cellular component: membrane.
UUUAAAAUGAAAAAUAAUCUUUCUAUAAAUUUCUUUAUUUGUUUUGAGAAAUAUCUUUCAGGAAGUUAUUUUCUACUCUUAGAUAGAAUACAUCUUCUCUUAAAAUAUUUUUUUUCCCUUUGAUGCAUUGCCCCGCCCCAAUUAAGGAAGAUGGAAAAAUUAUUUCCAAACAAACAUUUUUCUCCUAACCAAACUAGGCCCUACACCCCACAUUUUCCCUUUCAUUAAUAACAAAUUAAUAGACUGACUAAGUAAUUUCAGGGUAUUUUUUAAAUUUGUGGUUCGAUUAUGGUCAUUUUUCUUGAAAUUAAAGGCAGAAAUGGUAGUCCAUGAGGGUUUGUAAUUAAUAUUGACGUGGGCAUGUGUGAAAUAAGACAACUUUUUUAAGGAAUGUAAGAUGAAUAUUUGCCGUGAGUUUUGUUCCAAUUAUGGAAAGAGCUUUUCCUCUAUUUAUUUUACUUUUUUGAUUCCUUUCGUAUAUAGAACCUUAUUUUCUAUUUUGUGGUAUAUUUCAUUUAAAAAAAUGGGCCAUGGUACAUAAGUGACCUAAUUUUUUAGUCAUAUUUCAAUGGAGUUUGUAAUGGAAAGGUUUUUAUGAACUUGAUAUUUUGAUUCCACAUUAGUUAAUUGUAAUAUACUGCUUAAUAGUUUAUGAAAUUGAGGGCUGACAUCUGGAUGUGUUUCAGCUUAUAUAGCCACGUGGUGUGUUCUAGACAAACCUAGUUUGUUGAGUAAAAAUAUAACAUAGUUUUGUGAAAUUGAUGACAGAUUAUUCAAGCCUGUAUUUGCCUUGCUAACCCAGCUUCCUAACAUCUUCCAAUUAAAUUGCAAAAGACUUUUUGCUUUCUUUUUCUCUGUCUGCUGACUGCAUGAGUCACUCUCACAAAGCAGCUGUAUUUGUCACAUAUCAUGUGUAUUUGACUUGAUAGUUGCAAAAAUGUGCCCCCUGCUUUGAUCCUUGAAUUAUAUAUUCUGGCUUUAGAUGCCAAGAACUGUGCGUUAGCCAGAUUACAAAUUCCAGUUUGUUUUCUGCACUCCCUGGUUUUUCCUCAAUUUUGGUUCUGUGACUCUUGUUCUGAGUUUUCUUGAGAAGAGAAAGGCUUUUGAUGCUUUAGAUGAAUUUGGAUCUUUCAUCAACAAGAUUUCCUGGACUAUUUGUAUGGAGGAUUGCCAUAAGCAUUGAAGAUCCAGAUUGUUUCAAAAGUUAUUUGUGAGGUAUAGUUGUUUUGUCAUGGAAAACAGAAGAAUUAUGGGUUCAGCAAAGCAGGAUUCUCCUAACAUAAUCCCCCCACUCCUCCAAUUCAUAUCAUCAAAGCAGGUCUCUGGUUUUGAUAGCAUUGAAAUGAAUGGUAGCUUGAGCAAUCAGCAUCAAGCAACUGACUUUCAAUCUCUUAGCUCGUCUGCUAAAGAAACUAAAGCCACUGUUGUUGAGAUCCAGGACGAGACAUCCCAACUCAUCAAGUCCCAAAGGUCGCACUCUGUUUCUAUCAGUAUGCCAUCUUCUCCUAUGAAUACCAAAAUGAUUGUUUUAAGUGGUACUGGUGAAGCAGUUUCUGAGAAUGAAAUUUCAAGCCCUUCUGUCAUGUCUAAAACUGCUGACACUGAACAGCCAAGACACGCAAAGUUUUAUUCUCAGCCAAUACCAACAGGCUUCUCAAAUGUGGAGAGAGCCAACAGAAAUUUUCGCUAUCAUGAAAAGCUGCAAUUCAGGAAUCCAAGGAUUUAUGAGCUGAAGGAUAAUACAUUUAAUUCUUUUAAAACAUGGUCUGGGAAAUUAGAGAAGCAGUUAACUCACUUGCGUGGAAAGUGCCAAGAAAGUGAAGCAGAGGCUAGCAUUUCACAAAAUGCAGAGAUUGAUAAUUUACCUGUGGACCGAUACUUUGAUGCCUUGGAAGGGCCUGAGUUAGAUACACUCAAGGCUUCAGAAGUAUCAGUGCUUCCAGAAGACAGGAAAUGGCCAUUUCUACUUCGGUAUCCUGUCUCGUCCUUUGGUAUCUGCCUUGGAACUAGCAGCCAAGCCAUAAUGUGGAAAACCCUGGCCACCUCUUCUUCCACAAAUUUUCUUCAUGUAAGCUUGACCGUAAACUUGAUUCUGUGGUGCAUAUCUGUUGCUCUCUUAGCCAUUGUCUCAUUCAUCUACUCUCUGAAAGUGAUUUUCUACUUUGAAGCUGUUCGUCGUGAGUAUUAUCACCCAGUCCGUGUGAACUUUUUCUUUGCUCCAUGGAUAGCCAUUUUGUUCUUAGCUAUUGGGGUUCCACCCUCUGUUGCUCAUAAUCUUCAUGCGGCCAUGUGGUAUGUUCUCAUGACCCCAAUCUUCUGUCUUGAGCUUAAGAUCUAUGGACAGUGGAUGUCAGGAGGUCAACGGAGGCUUUCAAAGGUAGCCAAUCCUUCAAAUCAUCUCUCCAUUGUCGGAAAUUUUGUGGGAGCUUUGUUGGGUGCAUCAAUGGGGCUAAAAGAAGGACCUAUAUUCUUUUUUGCUGUUGGAUUGGCUCACUAUGCAGUUUUAUUUGUAACUCUUUACCAGAGACUUCCUACAAAUGAGACACUUCCGAAGGACCUUCAUCCAGUUUUCUUUCUGUUUGUAGCAGCACCCAGCGUUGCUUCCAUGGCAUGGGCAAGGAUUCAAGGUUCCUUUGAUUAUGGAUCACGGAUUCCCUACUUCAUUGCCUUAUUCCUUUAUUUCUCACUGGCAGUUCGGGUCAAUUUUUUCCGAGGGUUCAGGUUCUCAUUGGCAUGGUGGGCCUACACUUUUCCAAUGACUGGUGCUUCUAUUGCAACCAUCAAGUAUUCAAAUGAAAUAACAAAUAUAGUAACCCAAUCUCUGUCCAUCCUACUCUCUGCCAUUUCAACAGUCACGGUGACAGCUUUGCUUAUUUCAACUAUUGUCCACGCCUUUGUGCUUGGGGACCUCUUCCCCAAUGACAUUGCCAUUGCCAUUAGUGAGAGAAGACCAAAAACAAGCAAGAAGUGGUUCCACCAGAGACAGGGAACCUCAGAUACCAAUGAUAUUGAGAAUUACCUAAAAUUUUCAAUGCCAGAUGGCCAAGAUAUUGAAGCUUCGAUAAAACAUCCCAGCUCUGAUACCAAAGGCAAUUAAGCUUACUAGGCUCAUUGUGUUUGAACAUCCUGAGGAGGAGGUCCUUGCCAUUUUAUAAGCACUGUACCAGCCAGAUGAAUAGUUUUCAGCAAUCAGAUAAGCAAUGGACAUGGUUUGGGAAUUUCGGCAGCUGCCAUGAACACCCGUUUAGAGAGAAUGUUAAAAUUUGUUUAGGGGAAGAGCCAUGUACAAAGCCUUUCGUGAGUUGUAAAAUGUAACAUGUGAGCGUCGGUAAUAUUUUUGUUAAUAAAAUUCCCAUCUCUCAUUGCAAAA